Messenger RNA from Capra hircus (goat), 1693 nucleotides. It is a transcript of the gene CDC37, whose product is annotated as cell division cycle 37. The transcript is spliced from 8 exons. Lineage: Eukaryota; Metazoa; Chordata; Mammalia; Artiodactyla; Bovidae. The record is from RefSeq and is a predicted model, not a curated record. Gene Ontology annotation, biological process: protein folding; protein stabilization. The coding region runs from base 133 to 1275 and encodes 380 amino acids. Gene Ontology annotation, cellular component: cytoplasm. Gene Ontology annotation, molecular function: protein kinase binding; protein-folding chaperone binding; heat shock protein binding.
GGCGGGGUGUGAGCGUCAGGGCGGAAGCGGAAGGGGCGGGGCUCCGGGGGCUGAGUCUCAGUGCUGCCGCUGCUGCCGCCGCCGUCGCCGCCACCGCUACCAGAACCCUGGAGGGCUGGGCCCCGAGGCAAGAUGGUGGACUACAGCGUGUGGGACCACAUCGAGGUGUCUGAUGAUGAAGACGAGACGCACCCCAACAUCGACACCGCUAGCCUCUUCCGCUGGCGGCACCAGGCCCGGGUGGAGCGCAUGGAGCAGUUCCAGAAAGAGAAGGAGGAGCUGGACAGGGGCUGCCGCGAGUGCAAGCGCAAGGUGGCCGAGUGCCAGCGGAAGCUGAAGGAGCUGGAGGUGGCCGAGGGCGAGGGCGGCAAGGCCGAGCUGGAGCGGCUGAAGGCUGAGGCGCAGCAGCUGCGCAAGGAGGAGCGGAGCUGGGAGCAAAAGCUGGAGGAGAUGCGCAAGAAGGAGAAGAGCAUGCCCUGGAACGUGGACACGCUCAGCAAGGAUGGCUUCAGCAAGAGCAUGGUCAACACCAAGCCUGAGCAGGCAGAGGAGGAGUCGGAAGAGGUGAGAGAGCAGAAACACAAAACCUUCGUGGAAAAGUAUGAGAAACAGAUCAAACACUUCGGCAUGCUGCGCCGCUGGGACGACAGCCAGAAGUACCUGUCAGACAACGUCCACCUGGUAUGCGAGGAGACAGCCAACUACCUGGUCAUCUGGUGCAUUGACCUAGAGGUGGAGGAGAAAUGUGCCCUCAUGGAGCAGGUGGCUCACCAGACCAUCGUCAUGCAGUUCAUCCUGGAGCUGGCCAAGAGCCUCAAGGUGGACCCCCGUGCCUGCUUCCGGCAGUUCUUCACCAAGAUCAAGACCGCCGACCGCCAGUACAUGGAGGGCUUCAAUGAUGAGCUGGAGGCUUUCAAAGACCGCGUGCGGGGCCGUGCCAAACUGCGCAUUGAGAAGGCCAUGAAGGAAUAUGAGGAAGAGGAGCGGAAGAAGCGGCUUGGCCCCGGCGGCCUGGACCCUGUCGAGGUCUACGAGUCCCUUCCUGAGGAACUUCAGAAAUGCUUUGACGCGAAGGAUGUGCAGAUGCUCCAAGACGCCAUCAGCAAGAUGGACCCCACCGACGCGAAGUACCACAUGCAGCGCUGCAUCGACUCAGGCCUCUGGGUCCCCAACUCCAAGUCCAGCGAGGCUAAGGAGGGGGAGGAGGCGGGUACUGGGGAGCCCUUGCUGGAAGCCACCUCCAAGUCAGGCGACGAGAAGGAUGUCAGCGCAUGACCUGCCCCGGCUGCCGCAGGCCCCCGUGCGCCCCUUUUCAGAAAACAAAAAUAGAUGCCAUCUCCCCAGGUCCGGGCUUCCUCUGCUUUUGCUGCUCCCCCACCUAGCCCGGAGGGGCCCCCUAUGCCCCUUCCAUCGCCCCCCUCUUCCCCAGCCCUCAUCCAAGUCUUUGCUUUGAGUCAAAGGGGCUUCACUGCCUGCAGCCCCCCAUCAGCAUUAAGCCAAAGGCCCGGGGAUCCAGGGAGGGGCAGAGGUUGCCAGGUUGGUCCAUGGGCUGGGGGUGGCUCCCCAGCCAAGGGGCCUGCUCCAGUCACUGUGGGCUCUGUUUUCACUGUUUGCCCGCGUCAAGUCUUCUAUAUGGUAAACAACAAUUAUCUUCCAAUAAAGGAUUUCAGCUGCUCUGUGGAGCAUCACGAGG